UACCACGCUGCUGUGCGCCCGAAGCUGCUCGUCGUGCACUACCGGUCCCAAAAGCUUCAAAGUCCAACAAGAUGGCAACGCUCAAGGACCAGCUGAUUGUGAAUCUCCUUAAGGAAGAACAGGCCCCCCAGAACAAGAUUACGGUUGUUGGGGUUGGUGCUGUUGGCAUGGCUUGUGCCAUCAGUAUCCUAAUGAAGGACUUGGCGGAUGAGCUUGCCCUUGUUGAUGUCAUGGAAGACAAACUGAAGGGAGAGAUGAUGAAUCUUCAGCACGGCAGCCUUUUCCUUAGAACACCGAAAAUUGUCUCUAGCAAAGACUAUAGCUUGACUGCCAACUCCAAGCUGGUCAUCAUCACCGCGGGGGCCCGUCAGCAGAAGGGAGAGAGUCGACUCAAUCUGGUCCAACGAAAUGUGAACAUCUUCAAGUUCAUCAUUCCCAACGUUGUCAAGUACAGUUCAAACUGCAAGCUGCUCAUUGUUUCCAACCCAGUGGACAUCUUGACCUACGUGGCCUGGAAAAUUAGUGGCUUUCCCAAAAACCGAGUCAUCAGGAGUGGUUGCAAUCUGGAUUCAGCUCGUUUCCGUUACCUGAUGGGAGAAAGGCUGGGUGUUCACCCACUAAGCUGUCAUGGCUGGGUCCUGGGGGAGCACGGGGACUCCAGUGUGCCUGUGUGGAGUGGUGUGAAUGUCGCUGGUGUCUCCCUGAAGAAUCUGAACCCAGAUCUGGGCUCCGAUGCAGACAAGGAGCAGUGGAAGGAGGUUCACAAGCAGGUGGUUGACAGCGCCUAUGAGGUGAUCAAGCUGAAAGGUUAUACCGUCCUGGGCCAUUGGCCUCUCUGUGGCUGACUUGGCAGAGAGCAUAAUGAAGAAUCUGAGGCGGGUGCACCCCAUUUCCACCAUGAUUAAGGGUCUCUAUGGAAUCAAGGAUGAUGUCUUCCUCAGUGUCCCCUGUGUCCUGGGACAAAAUGGAAUCUCCGAUGUUGUGAAGGUGACUCUGACUUCUGAAGAGGAGGCCCGCUUGAAGAAGAGU
Myodes glareolus (Bank vole) is the source of this 1029-nucleotide messenger RNA. The record is from RefSeq and is a predicted model, not a curated record. Lineage: Eukaryota; Metazoa; Chordata; Mammalia; Rodentia; Cricetidae.